GUCUUCUUUCUCUGUCAUUUCCCUUUUCAGAUUCGAUUCGAAACCCUAAACCUACAACCUGCUAUUUCUGCGAAAUCAAAAGCGAAUCAGGCUUUAAACUUGUAACCAUCGAAUCUUUCAAUCGAAUCUGUUGAUAUAUCCAUUCAAUGGAUGCCGAACCUGGAACUGGGCAUACGAACCGGAAGGUACCAGAAGUUAUACCCGAAGUCAUAGAUCUGGAGUCUAUGGAGAUCGAGGAUAAGAUUGAAGAAAAGAGUGGUGACUACCUGCCAAUGUAUAUCCACAUUGGUGGUAGUUUUAAACACGACCGCGAUGGUAACCGUAUAUAUGUUGAUGGGGAGUGUGAUACAUGGCAAGUGAAUCCGGAGUUGUUAACAGUUUGGGAGUUUUAUGAGAAAGUUAGAAUUGGUAGAUAUGAUGUUGAUCUAGUGGAAGGUAUUUAUUAUCUUGAACCAAGCAAAUCACUGGAUGAUGGUUUAAAGCAAAUUAUUGGAGACGACACAGUUAGGGAAGUGUUGGAUGUGAUGAAGGGACAUGGUGAAGUUCAUAUAUAUGUGGAUCACAUCCCCAACUUUGCUGAAAUAGUUCCUGUAUCUCCUAUUUUAAUGCUCCCAGCACCUGGUGAUCCUUUAGAACCUGCACCUGGUGAUCCUUUAGAACCUGGUGGUGGGGUUUGUAGUGAUGCUGGUGGUGGGGUUUGUAAUGAUGCUGGUGGUGGGGUUUGUAGUGAUGCUGGUGGUGGGGUUUGUAAUGAUGCUGGUGGUGGGGUUUGUAGUGAUGCUGGUGGUGGGGUUUUUAGUGAUGCUGGUGGGCUUUAUAGUGAUGCUGGUGGGAGUAGGAUCAAUGAGGAUGAGGCAUUUCAUGAGGUUGGUGAAAGGAGGGACAAUAACAGUGAUGAACAGGAUGGAAUAUUUAAUGAGGCUGGUAGUUAUAGGAGCACAGAACAUGGGGACCACUUUGUUGCUGGUAGUAGUGAUGUCCAGAAUGAUUGUUUUCCUCAACAACCUGCUGAUAUAGAUAAUGUUGAAGAACUUGAGGAAAAUGAGUAUGAGCAUGGGCUUGAGGAUUUUCCUGAGUUGUCUGACAAUGAAGAUGAGGAGACUAUUCUAGCAAGGGAUAAUUUGAGGCAUUACAGUUCGACUCAACAGCAUGCUGAUAAUAUAAACAUUGCUGUUCAAGGUGAGGAUGAUGCAGAAAUACACUCUGGUGAUGAAGUAAGUUACCAAACCACAAGUGAUGAAGAGGACAGUGAAGCAGAACAUGGUGUCAGAAGAAAAGCAAGGCAUCCUGUCUUUGAUGAAAGUGAAGGCAACCAGGAAAUUGAGCUUGGUAUGAUAUUUCUUAAUAAGAAACAAUUCAAGAAAGCUGUGGGUCAAAUGAGCAUCAGGGAAGGGAGAGAGAUUACAUGGAAAAAAAAUGAUAAGCUCCGGAUGAGGGCAGUGUGCAAGAAUGAGAAAUGUGACUGGAAGAUUCUACUGGCGAUGGACACUCCUACAAAUUCUUGGAUGGUAAAAACUUUCUAUAAUAGUCACACAUGCUCGAGGACUGUUACAAAUAAAGUUUGCACAUCAUCUGUUGCUGCUGAUCAUCUGGUUAAGACAAGAGGAGUAGCUUCCCUGCGUAUGAAUAGGGGAGAUGUUUUUGAGUCAAUUCGGGAUGAUUUAGGUGUGGAGUUGACACCUGUGCAACGCAAGAAGACAAAGGAUAAGUUGAAGAAGAAAUUUGAAAGUGUUUCUAAUGCUGAAUACAGCAGGUUAUUUGAUUACGCAAAUGAGCUUAGGUCAAAAGAUCCAGAAGCAAGUGUUGUGCUUCAAUGUUGUAGACAAUCAGCAGAUACAACUCCUACAUUCUUAAGGAUGUACGUCUGUUUCAGUGCGUUGAAGAAGGGGUUUCUUGCUGGAUGCAGACGUGUAAUAGGAGUUGAUGGUGCAUUCCUCAAAGGUGCCUACAAAGGAGAGUUGCUGACUGCUGUUGGACGGGAUGCAAACAAUCAGAUGUACCCGAUUGCUUGGGCUGUAGUGGAGGUUGAGAAAAGGGAGACAUGGGAAUGGUUUUUUGAAGAACUGAGGAAAGAUUUGCUCAUGGGUGAUGGAAGCAGGUUUUGCAUUAUGUCUGACCAACAAAAGGGACUUGUUAAGGCUGUGGAGGAGCUCUUCCCAUGUGCUGAACACAGGUUCUGUGCUAGACAUAAGUACAGCAAUUUUAGGAAGCAGCAUAAAGGCAAGGAGCUGCAAAAGGCAUUUUGGAAGUGUGUUAAGGCACGAACCAUACCUGAGUUUACCAAAGCUUUGGAUGAGUUGACAUCAUUGAAACCUUCUGCAAGGGAAACUAUGUUCAACACAGACCCAAAGCAUUGGUGUAGAGCGUUCUUCCAAACAGAGACAAAGUCAGAUAUAGUUGAUAAUAACAUGUGUGAGGUUUUCAAUGGAUUGUUGGUUGAAUCAAGACAUAAGGCUAUUGUCUCAUUGCAUCAAGAUUUGAGGGCAUUUUGUGGUCAAAGGACAGUGGCAAGAAGGGAAUUUGGGGAUAGAAAGUUUGUAGAUGAUUUUGGUCCAAGAACAUGGGAAAAGCUGGUAGCAAAUACGAGGGGAAGCAGAAGGUGCAAAUUCUUGUGGCCGGGGAGUAACUGUUAUGAAGUUCAAGAGAAUGGUGCGGAUGUAUACAUGGUUAAUGUGGAUGAAAGAAAGUGCACAUGCAGGGAAUGGGAUCUCACUGGAAUCCCUUGUAGGCAUGCCAUGGUAGCUAUUAACGCUAGGAAGGAAAAAGCAGAAGAUUAUGUAUCACAUUGGUAUAGGAAGGAGAAGUUUAAAGCUGCUUAUGAGUAUGCUGUACCUGUAACUGAAGGGAUGAAUCAGUGGGAGAAAACUGGAAUGCCACCUGUUCAACCCCCACCAGCUAGGAAAAUGCCAGGAAGGCCAAAAGGGAAGAGGGUUUUGGAAGAAUGGGAAGGGCACACUAACGUGAGUCGAAAAGGGAGACAGAUGACUUGUCAAAAGUGUUUCCAAAAAGGACACAAUUCAAGAAAAUGCAAAGCACAAGGACCCACCACUGCCCCUCAACCUGAAAAUGCCAAUGCAAGUGAAGAGCAAGUUCCUGUUGAAGAUUCCCAACAUCCCACAACAGUCACUGAAAAUGAUGAUUCUCAAAUUCCUUUGAGUCAAGUGGUGAACCCAACGCCUGUCAAUGAUCCAAUGUCUGUGCAGAAUCAGAAUGAAGAGAAUACCAAUCCAGCAACUGUCCAGCAACAAAAAAAUAGAGCUCAAAAACUUGCAAAAAGGAAAAACAAGAAGGGCCAAAGGAGUUCAGCAUCAGCAACUGCAAAUCCCCCUGCAGCUGCACCACAUGCCACUGUAGAAACUCCGCAACAACCUAAAAAAAGAGUGAAGACAACUGCAAAAGAACCACCAAGACAUAGGGCAAAAAGUGUUGGUAAUAGGUCAAACCAAUAAAAAAGGAAGUUGUUGCAAUAUGUUUGUUUGAUACUGGAUAAUUGGUAGUAUAUUUUGCUUUGUGCUUGUGUUUGGCAAAUAUGAGACAUUUGAUUGGCAAGCUAGUUUUUGGUAUAUGCUUGAUACUUGACACUGAAAAUGAGAGAUUUUUUGUGUGUAAGCAUUGCUUGAUACUUUGUACUAUGUGUAUCUAAUCUUUGUUUUUUUGGUAAUUUAUGUGUAUCUUGCAUGUUUGGUUUUAUGCACUUAGUGCCCAGCAUUUGGAAAAUAUGCAUUAAAUUUCCCUAAUUUCU
Messenger RNA from Rubroshorea leprosula, 3742 nucleotides. Lineage: Eukaryota; Viridiplantae; Streptophyta; Magnoliopsida; Malvales; Dipterocarpaceae. The record is from the annotation of a GenBank genome assembly.